AUGGUGAAGAGGAAAAGCUCCGAGGGCCCGGAGCAGGAGGGCGGCCGCGGCGUCCCUCUGCCCAUCCAGACCUUCCUGUGGCGGCAAACCAGUGCAUUUUUGAGGCCCAAACUUGGAAAACAGUAUGAAGCUUCCUGCGUGUCUUUCGAACGAGUUUUAGUAGAGAACAAGCUGCAUGGUCUUUCUCCAGCCCUCUCUGAAGCCAUCCAGAGCAUUUCUCGUUGGGAACUGGUUCAAGCUGCCCUACCACAUGUACUCCAUUGCACAGCGACCUUGCUUUCGAACCGAAACAAGCUAGGACAUCAGGACAAGCUUGGAGUAGCGGAGACUAAGCUUCUUCACACCCUCCAUUGGAUGCUACUGGAGGCUCCUCAAGACUGCAGCAAUGACCGAUUUGGAGGAGAGAGAGGCUCUAGCUGGGGAGGGAGCAGUAGCGCCUUUAUUCAUCAGGUUGAAAACCAGGGAUCUCCAGGACACCCUCGGCGUGGCAGCACUAAUGAAGAGGAAGAGAAUAACCGAAGGAAGUUCUUUCAGAAUUCCAUGGCAACAGUGGAGCUCUUUGUGUUCCUGUUUGCUCCUCUGGUCCACAGGAUUAAAGAGUCUGACCUGACUUUUCGGCUGGCCAGUGGCCUUGUUAUUUGGCAACCCAUGUGGGAGCACAGGCAGCCUGAGGUUUCUGCCUUCACCGCUCUGGUAAAGCCAAUCAGGAACAUUAUUACAGCCAAGAGAAGUUCUCCUACUAGCAACCAGAGCCUGUCUUGUGAAUCCCCUAAUCUGGACACUGGACACACAGAGGGACUUCAGGUGGUGUGUGAAACAGCCCAGCCAGAUGCUGUGCCUCCCAGGGCCACUGUUUCAGGCUGUCAUCGGGGAAACUCCUUUGAUGGAAGUGUGUCAUCCCAAACAUCCCAAGACAGAGGACCUCCUCUUUCCAGGGUAUCAUUGGUGAUCCCACCAUGCCAAAAGUCUCGCUAUGCCACCUAUUUUGAUGUGGCAGUACUGCGCUGCCUGCUGCAGGCACACUGGUCGGAGGAGGGUACACAGUGGUCUCUGAUGUAUUAUCUACAAAGACUGAGACAUAUGCUGGAGGAGAAGCCAGAGAAGCCACCUGAGCCGGAGACCAUGCACCUGCCCAGGCCCCGUAGCAGUUCCAUGGUAGCAGCAGCACCCUCUCUGGUGAACACCCACAAAACUCAGGAUCUCACAAUGAAGUGCAAUGAGGAGGAAAAAUCACUAAGCACUGAGGCCUUUGCUAAGGUGUCACUCACCAACCUGCGCAGGCUAGCCGUGCCAGAUCUCUCCACAGACCUGGGAAUGAACAUCUUUAAGAAGUUUAAGAGUCGCAAAGAGGAUCGAGAGCGUGAGCGCAAGGGUUCUAUUCCUUUCCACCACACUGGAAAAAAACGGCAGCGAAGGAUGGGGGUGCCCUUCCUGCUCCACGAGGAUCAUUUGGAUGUGUCACCCACUCGCAGCACAUUCUCCUUUGGCAGCUUUUCUGGGAUUGGAGAGGACCGGCGCAGCAUUGAGAGAGGAGGAUGGCAAACUGCCAUACUAGGGAAGUUCACCAGGCGGGGGAGCUCUGACACUGCUACGGAGAUGGAGAGCCUGAGUGCUAGACAUUCUCACUCUCAUCACACCCUGGUCACUGACUUGCCUGACCACUCAAACAGCCACGGAGAGAAUACAGUCAAAGAAGUGCGAUCCCAGAUUUCUACCAUCACUGUGGCCACCUUCAACACCACCCUGGCCUCAUUCAACGUGGGCUACGCGGACUUCUUCAGCGAGCACAUGCGGAAGCUGUGCAACCAGGUGCCCAUUCCAGAGAUGCCCCAUGAGCCGCUGGCCUGCGCCAAUCUCCCACGGAGUUUGACUGACUCCUGCAUCAAUUACAGCUGCCUGGAGGACACGGAUCACAUUGACGGCACCAACAACUUUGUCCACAAGAACGGCAUGUUGGAUCUUUCGGUGGUUCUGAAGGCCGUUUACUUGGUCCUGAACCACGACAUCAGCUCCCGGAUCUGUGAUGUGGCGUUGAACAUCGUUGAGUGCCUGCUGCAGCUUGGCGUGGUGCCGUGCGUGGAGAAAGUCAGAAGGAAGAGUGAGAACAAGGAAAAUGAGUCAACGGAAAAGAGACCGAGUGAGGGAUCCUUCCAGCUCAAGGGGGCUGCUUCGGGCAGCCCAGCCUGUGGAUUCGGGGCUGCCCCAGUCAGUGGAACUGGAGAUGGGGGAGGCGAAGAAGGUGGAGGGGGAGGAAGUGGUGGAGGAGGAGGUGGCGGAGCUGAUGGAGGUGGCGGAGGAGGAGGUGGAGGACCUUAUGAAAAGAAUGAUAAAAAUCAAGAAAAGGAUGAAAGCACUCCCAUAAGCACCCACAGGCUGGCAUUGACGAUGCUGAUCAAAAUAGUGAAAUCCCUGGGCUGUGCUUAUGGCUGCGGAGAAGGACACCGAGGGCUCUCUGGAGAUCGUCUGAGACACCAGGUAUUCCAGGAGAAUGCUCAGAAUUGCCUUACAAAGCUGUACAAGCUGGAUAAAAUGCAGUUCCGGCAGACCAUGAGGGACUAUGUGAACAGAGAUUCCCUCAAUAAUGUAGUGGAUUUCCUUCACGCUUUGCUAGGAUUCUGCAUGGAGCCAGUCACUGACAACAAGGCUGGAUUUGGAAAUAACUUCACCACAGUGGACAACAAGUCUACGGCCCAAAGUGUGGAAGGUAUUAUUGUCAGCGCCAUGUUCAAGUCACUGAUCACUCGCUGCGCUUCCACUACGCAUGAACUGCAUAGCCCUGAAAACCUGGGAUUGUACUGUGAUAUCCGGCAAUUGGUCCAAUUUAUCAAGGAGGCUCAUGGGAAUGUUUUUAGAAGGGUGGCACUGAGCGCCCUUUUGGACAGUGCUGAAAAGUUAAUUCCAGGGAAGAAAACAGACGAAACAACUGAGCAGGAUCUGAAACCUCCGGGGAGCAAAAAAUCCGAGGUGGGAAGUGUUGUUAUUGAUAAAGGCCAGGCAUCAUCUGCCCCUGAUGAAUGUCGUAGUUACAUCUCCAGCCGUCCUCAGCAGACCCCAGAGCACGAUGAGCAAAUGCAAGGGGCGGUUCUGGGACGCAAAGACUUCUGGCGAAAGAUGUUCAAGUCACAGAGUGCAGCAAGUGAUACCAGCAGCCAGUCAGAGCAGGACACAUCGGAGUGCACCACUGCUCACUCUGGAACGACCACCGACAGGCGCUCCCGCUCCCGCUCCCGACGGAUCUCGCUCCGAAAGAAACUCAAACUCCCCAUAGGUAAAUGGAACUGGCUGAAACGCUCUUCCCUCUCUGGGCUGGCCGACGGGGUGGAAGACCUCCUGGAUAUCAGCUCUGUAGACCGUCUAUCUUUCAUCAGGCAAAGUUCCAAGGUGAAAUUCACUAGUGCAGUGAAGCUGUCCGAAGGUGGACCGGGAGGUGGCCUGGAGAAUGGGCGUGAUGAAGAGGAGAAUUUCUUCAAGCGUCUUGGUUGCCACAGUUUUGAUGAUCACUUGGCCUCCAACCAGGAAGGUGGGAAAUCCAAGAACGUAGUGAACCUGGGAGCAAUCAGACAAGGCAUGAAACGCUUUCAGUUUCUCUUAAACUGCUGUGAGCCAGGCACUAUCCCCGAUGCCUCCAUCCUGGCAGCUGCCCUCGAUCUUGAAGCUCCCGUAGUGGCGAGAGCAGCCCUGUUUCUCGAAUGUGCUCGCUUUGUUCACCGCUGCAAUCGCGGCAACUGGCCAGAGUGGAUGAAGGGGCACCAUGUGAACAUCACUAAGAAAGGCCUAUCCCGUGGACGUUCUCCGAUAGUGGGGAACAAACGGAACCAGAAGUUGCAAUGGAACGCAGCCAAACUCUUCUACCAGUGGGGAGAUGCGAUUGGCAUCCGCCUCAACGAGCUGUGCCACAGUGAGAGUGAGAGCCCAGCCAACCUGCUGGGCCUCAUUUAUGAUGAGGAGGCCAAGCGGAGACUGAGAAAGGAGGAUGAGGAGGAAGACUUUUUAGAUGACAGCACUGUGAACCCUACCAAAUGUUGUUGCCCUUUUGCCCUGAAGAUGGCAGCAUGCCAGCUUCUCUUGGAGAUCACCACCUUCCUUCGAGAGACUUUUCCCUACAUGCCCAGGCCACGUACUGAGCCUCUCGUGGACCUGGAGAGCUGCAGGUUGCGUCUGGACCCUGAGCUGGACAGGCACAGGUAUGAGAGGAAGAUCAGCUUUGCUGGGAUUCUGGAUGAAAAUGAAGAUUCAAAAGACUCCCUGCACAGCAGCAGCCACACGCUUAAAUCUGACACUGGCUGCGAAGAGAAGAAAGAAGGGAGCCCUUGGAGUGCAAGUGAGCCCAGCAUUGAGCCUGAAGUGCUGAGUAACACAGGCACAGAGGAGAAUUACCAUCGGAACAUGUCGUGGCUUCAUGUCAUGAUCCUGCUGUGCAACCAGCAGAGUUUCAUAUGUACCCACAUUGAUUACUGCCACCCGCACUGCUACCUCCACCACAGCCGCUCCUGUGCUCGCCUGGUCCGAGCCAUCAAACUGCUGUACGGCGACACCGUGGACUCGCUCCGGGAAAACAAUGUGCUGAACAAUGUGGCAAGAGGCAAAAAGCAGAAGGAGUGCUCGGACAAAUCAUGCCUGAGAACUCCAUCUCUGAAGAAGAGAGUAAUGGAUAUCAACUUGGAAGGAAAGAAGGACUCUGGAAUGUUGAAAUACAUCAGACACCAGGUAAUGAGCCUGUCCCCAGCGCCUUUGUCACUGUUAAUCAAGGCAGCUCCUAUCCUCACAGAGGAGAUGUAUGGGGACAUUCAGCCUGCAGCAUGGGAGCUGCUGCUCAGCGUGGAUGAGCACAUGGCUGGAGCAGCAGCUGCCAUGUUCCUGCUGUGUGCUGUGAAAGUGCCCGAGGCUGUUUCUGAUAUGCUGAUGUCCGAAUUUCAUCACCCUGAGACAGUGCAAAGACUGAACGCUGUUCUCAAAUUCCAUACCCUCUGGAGAUUUCGGUAUCAAGUCUGGCCUCGGAUGGAGGAGGGCGCUCAGCAGAUCUUUAAGAUUCCUCCUCCAAGUAUAAACUUCACCCUGCCCUCUCCAGUACUGGGAAUGCCCUCUGUGCCAAUGUUUGACCCCCCGUGGGUUCCACAGUGCAGUGGGAGUGUGCAGGACCCAAUUAAUGAGGACCAGUCUAAGUCAUUUUCAGCCAGGGCAGUAUCACGUUCCCAUCAGCGAGCAGAGCACAUCCUGAAGAACCUGCAGCAGGAGGAAGAAAAGAAGCGCCUAGGCCGGGAAGCCAGUCUUAUCACGGCCAUUCCCAUCACCCAGGAGGCCUGCUAUGAGCCCACCUGCACCCCAAACUCAGAGCAAGAAGAGGAAGUAGAAGAAGUCACCAACUUGGCAUCCCGCCGUCUCUCUGUGAGUCCCUCCUGCACCUCCAGUACUUCUCACAGGAACUAUUCCUUCCGUCGUGGCUCUGUCUGGUCAGUGCGUUCAGCCAUCAGUGCAGAAGAUGAGGAGCACACUACCGAGCACACUCCAAACCACCAUGUGCCACAGCCCCCGCAGGCAGUGUUCCCAGCAUGCAUCUGUGCAGCUGUGCUCCCCAUUGUUCACUUGAUGGAAGAUGGAGAAGUCCGAGAGGAUGGAGUAGCAGUGAGUGCUGUGGCCCAGCAGGUCUUAUGGAACUGUUUGAUUGAAGAUCCCUCUACAGUUCUACGGCAUUUCCUGGAGAAACUCACAAUAAGCAACCGACAGGAUGAGUUGAUGUACAUGCUGAGGAAGCUCCUACUGAACAUCGGAGACUUCCCUGCCCAGACAUCUCACAUCCUGUUUAACUACUUGGUGGGAUUGAUCAUGUACUUUGUGCGUACUCCAUGUGAAUGGGGCAUGGAUGCCAUUUCAGCUACCCUGACCUUCCUGUGGGAAGUGGUGGGUUAUGUAGAGGGCCUUUUCUUCAAGGAUCUCAAACAGACUAUGAAGAAGGAGCAGUGUGAAGUAAAACUGCUGGUGACUGCCUCAAUGCCAGGCACAAAGACCCUGGUAGUGCAUGGACAGAACGAGUGUGACAUCCCAACCCAGUUACCAGUGCAUGAGGACACACAAUUUGAAGCUCUUCUGAAGGAGUGCUUGGAGUUUUUUAACAUACCUGAAACCCAGUCUGCUCAUUAUUUUUUAAUGGAUAAACGAUGGAACCUUAUUCAUUACAACAAGACUUACGUCCGGGAUAUUUAUCCUUUCCGGAGGUCAGUGUCUCCACAGCUCAACCUGGUACACAUGCAUCCAGAAAAGGGUCAGGAACUCAUUCAGAAACAGGUGUUCACCCGCAAGCUGGAGGAGGUAGGACGGGUGCUGUUCCUCAUAUCACUGACCCAGAAAAUCCCUGUGGCCCACAAACAAUCCCAUGUGUCUAUGCUCCAAGAGGACCUUCUCCGCCUGCCUUCCUUCCCUCGGAGUGCCAUUGAUGCAGAAUUCUCCCUCUUCAGUGAUCCUCAAGCUGGGAAGGAACUCUUUGGCCUUGAUACCCUUCAGAAAAGCCUGUGGAUUAAGCUCCUGGAGGAGAUGUUCCUGGGCAUGCCCAGUGAAUUUCCCUGGGGGGACGAGAUCAUGCUGUUCCUAAAUGUCUUCAAUGGAGCCCUGAUCCUGCACCCAGAGGACAGUGCCUUGCUGAGGCAGUACGCUGCCACUGUCAUCAACACCGCUGUGCACUUCAACCAUCUCUUCUCUCUCAGUGGGUACCAGUGGAUCCUCCCCACCAUGCUGCAGGUGUAUGCUGACUACGAAAGCAACCCACAGUUACGCCAAGCGAUUGAGUUUGCCUGCCGCCAGUUCUACAUUCUGCAUCGCAAGCCCUUUGUUCUGCAACUGUUUGCCAGCGUGGCUCCUCUGCUGGAGUUCCCUGAUGCUACAAACAAUGGACCCAGCAAAGGAGUGUCAGCUCAGUGCCUGUUUGACCUGCUGCAGUCCCUAGAGGGAGAUACACCUGACAUUUUGGACAUUCUAGAGCUGGUGAAAGCAGAAAAGCCUCUCAAAUCAUUAGAUUUCUGCUAUGGGAAUGAGGAUCUGACCUUUUCUAUCAGUGAAGCCAUCAAGCUGUGUGUAACUGUGGUGGCAUAUGCUCCUGAAUCAUUUAGAAGCCUCCAGAUGCUGAUGGUCCUGGAAGCACUGGUUCCCUGUUACCUGCAGAAACUGAAGAGGCAGACCUCACAAGUGGAGACGGUGCAAGCUGCUCGCGAGGAGAUUGCUGCUACUGCUGCUCUUGCCACUUCCUUGCAGGCCCUCUUGUAUAGCGUGGAAGUUCUCACCAGGCCCAUGACUGCCCCUCAAAUGAGCAGGUGUGACCAAGGCCAUAAAGGAGCCACAACAGCCAACCAUACCAUGUCAGCUGGGGUGAAUACUAGGUACCCGGAUCAAGGAGCCAAACUGCACUUUAUCAGGGAAAACCUUCACUUGCUGGAGGAAGGCCAGGGUCUCCCCCGGGAGGAGCUGGACGAGCGAAUUGCUAGGGAGGAGUUCAGGAGGCCCAGGGAGUCCCUACUGAAUAUCUGCACUGAGUUCUAUAAGCACUGUGGCCCUAGGCUGAAGAUAUUGCAGAACCUGGCUGGAGAGCCCAGGGUGACUUCCCUGGAGCUGCUGGAUGUUAAGUCUCACAUGAGGUUGGCAGAAAUUGCACAUUCCCUUCUGAAGCUGGCACCUUAUGACACCCAGACGAUGGAAAGCCGCGGGCUCCGGCGCUACAUCAUGGAGAUGCUGCCCAUCACCGACUGGACAGCCGAGGCCGUGAGACCUGCCCUUAUCCUCAUCUUAAAGCGAUUGGAUCGUAUGUUCAAUAAAAUUCACAAGAUGCCUACUUUGAGGCGACAGGUUGAGUGGGAGCCUGCCAGCAAUUUGAUUGAAGGGGUUUGUUUGACACUUCAGAGGCAGCCAAUCAUAUCCUUCCUGCCUCACCUUAGGUCACUGAUCAAUGUCUGUGUCAAUCUGGUGAUGGGAGUAGUAGGACCCUCCAGUGUUGCUGAUGGAUUACCCCUUCUUCAUCUCAGCCCUUAUCUCUCGCCACCUCUGCCCUUCAGCACAGCUGUUGUCCGGCUUGUAGCAUUGCAGAUACAGGCUUUGAAAGAAGAUUUUCCCUUAAGCCAUGUGAUCUCCCCAUUCACCAAUCAGGAGAGAAGAGAAGGAAUGCUUUUAAACCUACUGAUUCCGUUUGUGCUCACAGUAGGAUCUGGAAGCAAAGACAGUCCCUGGCUGGAGCAGCCUGAAGUCCUUUUGUUGCUCCAGACUGUUAUUAACAUCCUUCUGCCACCUCGGAUCAUCAGCACUUCCCGCAGCAAGAACUUCAUGAUGGAGAGCUCCCCUGCGCACUGCUCCACCCCAGGGGAUGCUGGGAAGGACCUGCGCAGGGAAGGGCUCGCAGAGUCCACCAGCCAAGCGGCUUACUUGGCCCUGAAGGUGAUCCUCGUGUGCUUUGAGCGCCAGCUUGGCAGCCAGUGGUACUGGCUGAGCCUGCAAGUCAAAGAGAUGGCCCUGCGCAAGGUGGGAGGGCUGGCCCUCUGGGACUUCCUGGAUUUUAUUGUUCGCACCCGGAUCCCUAUUUUUGUGCUUCUGCGGCCCUUCAUUCAGUGCAAGCUGCUGGCCCAACCCGCAGAGAAUCACGAGGAGAUGACUGCCCGACAACAUAUCGCUGACCAGCUAGAGAGGCGCUUCAUACCACGCCCUCUGUGCAAGAGCUCCCUCAUCACAGAAUUCAACAGCGAGCUCAAGAUCCUGAAGGAGGCAGUGCAUAGUGGGUCAGCCUACCAAGGGAAGACCUCCAUCAGCACCGUGGGCACUUCCACCUCUGCGUAUCGCCUCAGCCUCGCUACCAUGUCCCGCUCCAACACAGGCACCGGCACCGUCUGGGAGCAGGACAGCGAGCCUUCCCAUCAGGCUUCGCAGGACACUCUGAGCCGCACGGAUGAGGAGGAUGAAGAAAAUGAUUCAGUGAGCAUACCCAGUGUGGUAAGUGAACAGGAAGCCUACCUUAUGGGUGCCAUUGGGAGGCGGCGGUUCUCCAGCCAUAUCUCCAGCAUGUCUGCACCUCAGGCUGAGGUGGGCAUGUUACCCAGCCAAAGUGAACCUAAUGUCCUCGAUGACUCCCAGGGCCUGGCCGCUGAGGGCAGCCUCUCUAGGGUAGCAAGCGUGCAGAGUGAACCUGGACAACAGAAUCUUCUUCUUCAGCAACCACUAGGAAGGAAGAGAGGCCUCCGGCAGCUACGAAGACCUCUUCUCUCACGUCAGAAGACCCAAACUGAACCUCGUAGCCGUCACGGGGCUCGACUUUCAACUACUCGUCGAAGUAUACAGCCAAAAACAAAACCAAGUGUGGAUCAAAAGCGAUCAGUGACUUUCACUGAAACUCAGCCAGAGGCAACAACAUCUUCAGCCACAGAUGCUACACCGGUCCCAGCCCUGCAACCUAGCUGCAGCAGAAGCAGCCCUGCAGAAGUCAGCCAGCCGGAAGCUGUGAAUAAACCUGUGCUGACCUCCUCACCUGCCAUUGUUGUCGCUGAUCUCCAUAGCCAAACCACCAGCCAGAGUGAGGCGCUUCCCACUGAGAAGGAAAAAGAAACAGAGGAGGAUUUGGAGCCCCGGCCAGCACAAGCACAUAGUACCCCACCCACACAGCUCUCUGAUACAGAGGACUUUGCAGGCCUUGAGACAACCAGCUUACUGCAACAUGGAGACACUGUCCUUCACAUCAGCGAGGACAAUGGGAUGGAGAAUCCCCUCCUUACCAGCCACUUCAGCUUCACGCAUGUUGAGCUUGGUGAGACUGAUGUUGACUUAGAUGAGUCCCAUGUUUAAAUGUCGGGGAACUGCAUUAGCAUGGGAGGAGAGAGAAUGUAGAGUUUUGGUAGAGAAACUGUUUCUUCUCUAUAGAGUUUCUUGAUAACUAUUGAUGAACUAAUCAGAAAGAGCACUUUAUAGCCAACAAGGGAAAAUAUCUAACAACCUAUUUGCUACAGAUUGGCAAAUAUGUUUUAGAAAACAAGCUAAGCCUUUUUGGCAAAUCUAAUUUGGUUCAGGGCAGACUGCAAAGACCAGAAGAGAAUUCUAAACAAUUCUGCAGCCACAUAUCUGUUUCCCAAAAUCUUGAUCUGCCAGAAAUCUACUGCAGUCUGCAGCUGCUCCAGUAAAAUGCAUUAGUUUAAUAUAGUAGACUGAAAAAACCCAACCUUUUUGAGGUUAGCCACUUUAACACUGCCCCCCAAAGUUUAUUUUUGUAAUUUCAGAAGGGUUAUAUAGUAUCUGAAUCAAAGACUCGCAUGACUGAAUAUUGGCAGUCAAAAUGCUGACAAUGAAUAUCGAACUAAAGAUUGUUUUAAAUAAACAGGCCCGUGACUGUGUUUUCUAAUCCCCAUAGCAAUGGCACAUACCAUUGAAUGAUUAGAAAGAUAUUUUUUGGCACUGCAGACUUUAGCAGUGUUUACUUUUGUCUGUUGGUUUCAUUGCACUCUGUAAGAUAAUACCCUAGUGCUAGAAAAAUAGUCAUUCUGUGUAAAACUGAAUACACUACAUACUAC
Molecule: messenger RNA, 10526 nt
Organism: Terrapene triunguis (Three-toed box turtle)
Lineage: Eukaryota; Metazoa; Chordata; Testudines; Emydidae
Gene: UNC80
Product: unc-80 homolog, NALCN channel complex subunit
Exons: 64
Coding region: 1-9807 (3268 amino acids)
Biological process (GO): monoatomic cation homeostasis
Cellular component (GO): axon; cation channel complex
Molecular function (GO): monoatomic cation channel activity
Source: RefSeq, a predicted model, not a curated record